CAGCAGCAGCAGCAGCACACCUGAACACUGACCAAGUGCAAAGACAGAGCUGAGGAAAGAAGACGAUGGAGGAGAAGGGAAGAGAAAAUGGCAUUGCAGCUAUGGCCGCCUGUUACCAGAAAUUUGAUCCGGCAGCAUAUCUGCAGUACAACUACACUCCACCGCGGGCUGAUUUCGCAAGAAAAGACAGCAUCGUGCCUUGGAAACUGGCCUGUCUACACAGAGCUUUCACUGAAGGGGAUGUGAGUGGUGAGCUCCUCGUGGACAUCGGCUCAGGCCCCACGUUGUAUCAGGUGAUGAGCGGCUGUGAGGUGUUCAACAAACUGAUCCUGACAGACUUCUUGGAGGUCAACCGGCAGGAGCUGAGGCGCUGGCUGCAGGAUGAGGGAGGAUGCAGCCUGGACUGGACUCCUUACUUAGAGCAUGUCUGCAAGCUGGAGGGGCGACGGCCCUCAGCUUGGCCAGAGAAAGUUGCCCGGCUGCGUCGUGUCAUCGUAGACAUCCUCCCCAUUGACGUGCACUGCACCCAGCCUUUGGCCCCUGACGCCCUACCUUUAGCCGGGGCCGACUGCCUGGUGUCCUGCUUCUGCCUGGAGAGCGUUAGCCCCGACCUCCCUGCCUUCACCAGGGCGCUGGGUCACAUUGGGAAGCUGCUGCGUCCUGGAGGCCACCUGUUGCUGAUCGGGGCCCUGGGAGAGAGUUAUUAUUUUGGUGGUCCCGGGGUAAGGAUUCCUGUGGUCCCCCUGAAUGAGGCCCAGGUCUGUGAUAGUUUGAAGGAAAGCGGAUUUACUCUGAUCAGGCUUGAAGUCUACACUCUGCCUCAGGAUAUGCGGGUAGGGGUCGAUGAUGUGACCGGGGUGUUUUUUGCAAAAGCCAAGAAAGAUUAAUUGAUGUAGUUGGCAUGUGGGUGCUUAAAGAUGUAGCUAUGCUGUAAAAAUAUUAGUUAUUAAGCAGCUAUAAGUGGUUUUGCUGUCAGAUUACUUCACCUAUUUUUUCUUAGCAUGAGAAUCUGGUUAAAUGUGAUCCUAAAAACUAUCUGAAGAAAGACAAAUCCUCCAAAAUCAAAGUUUCUCGGUCCUUUAACUGUGAGGAACAUAGUUAAUGACUGACCCCUGCAGGUAAAAUACAGCUACUACAGCCUUGGGGUUUUAAACGACAGAAAAUUCUUCUUAUUUAGGAGAUUUUAAAAUAGCCAUAAAGACCUUUGGAGUACUUUGUUAAUGCUCUGUGAGCUAGAGUUAUAUCUAUCUAUUCUGUUUGUUAUCCAUGUUGAAUUGAAAAAAAAAUUUCGUGUCUGUCUCAUUACCUUUCAUUACAUAAAUGUAUUGCUUACAUGUUUAUCCAAAUAUUGAGAAAGUAUAACAUCAAUGUGAAAAGCUUUUAAAAUAAAUCUAAUUUAGCUCAAAAUAAAAGAAGGAGCCUAUUA
Messenger RNA from Fundulus heteroclitus (mummichog), 1426 nucleotides. Its product is annotated as phenylethanolamine N-methyltransferase. Gene Ontology annotation, cellular component: cytosol. Gene Ontology annotation, molecular function: phenylethanolamine N-methyltransferase activity. The transcript is spliced from 3 exons. The record is from RefSeq and is a predicted model, not a curated record. NCBI's taxonomy places the organism in Eukaryota, Metazoa, Chordata, Actinopteri, Cyprinodontiformes, Fundulidae. The coding region runs from base 66 to 887 and encodes 273 amino acids.